This is a messenger RNA of Caenorhabditis bovis, 6516 nucleotides long. NCBI's taxonomy places the organism in Eukaryota, Metazoa, Nematoda, Chromadorea, Rhabditida, Rhabditidae. The record is from the annotation of a GenBank genome assembly.
AUGCAAUCCGAUUUUCGGAUAUUGCUCGUGGUCCUACUUGUGUUCGCCGAACCGCUUCAAUCAUCACCACCGGAAGCGACACUAUCAGACGUCGAGCUGACGUGUCCGGAAGACUGGAUCCGGCUCGGCUCGAAAUGCUAUCUGCCGUUCACUGUCUAUGAGAGUUGGCCGUUCGCGUUGACGACGUGCCAACGGUACGGCUCGAUGUUGGCGCAAAUUCAGACGUCGUCCGAGAAUCGCUUCAUCGCUUCGCUUCUAUCGAGACCGGCGAGCAAAUCCGGCGACGUCAAAGAGUACUGGAUCGGUUUGACGGUCGAAUCGACCGACAAGGACGAGCUGUUCCUGUGGUCCGAUGGCACGCCGACAAGCAGAUACGUCGGAUUCUGGAGGCACGAUCAGCCGGACUUCAUCAAUGGAUCGUGUGCAGUGGGAAAAGUUGAAAAACGUGAUUUGGAGUGGAGACUUGAGACGUGCAACCUGUUGAGGAGGUUUGUCUGCGAGAGGCCGGCAUGCGUUCAAGGCUCAUACUUCUGCUCGUCGGGCAACUGUAUUCCGGAAUCGAAAAAAUGCAAUGGCUUGAGCGAUUGCGACGACGGAAGCGAUGAGCAGAACUGUCCGUCAGCAUUCCAGCCGGCAUGUCACACGUAUGAGAAGGGCGAUUCGGGUCAGAUCACCUCGCCCAACUAUCCGAACCCAUAUGAGCCGAAUCUCAAUUGUCGGCAUGUCAUUGAAGGUCCCAUCAAUUCGCGAAUUGAGCUAACUAUUGAGCAUUUCGAAACUGAGCCUGACUUUGAUGUUCUCACCGUCUUCGACGGCGGUCCCGCCGAGAAUAGCACCUCAGUCAUCCGCCGAAUGUCGGGAUCAAUGGAGACGGUCCAACUUCUCGCCUCGUCGACGAAUAUGAUGAUUGUGCAAUUCCACACCGACGCUCAAUCGAACUCGCGCGGAUGGCAGAUGAAAUGGCGAGCGGUGCCGUUCGCAUGCGGCGGCGCCUUCAAUGCUCAGGCCUACGUGCAAUCGUUCUCAUCGCCCGGCUAUCCGAAAUCGUUUGCCAACGGCGCCGAAUGUGUGUGGACCAUCGAGACCAAUCAAGGACAAGUCGUCUCGCUGAUUAUCGACGAUUUCUCGAUGGGAAACGAUGACAAACUCAUCAUGUAUGAUGGAGCAACACCGGCGGCCAUCGAGCUCGCUUCCUUCUCGGGAAACUUGACGACGAAGACGUACAUCACGUCGUCGAGCAAUAUCGUCUAUGUCUACAUGAUGACGCGAAGGGACUCGAACGCCCACGGCUUCUCGAUAUCGUAUAAACGCGGAUGCGAUUUGCGUCUGAGCGACACGCACGGCGAACUCGUCUCGCCGGGCAAUCUCAACUCGUUCUAUCCCAACGGCAUCUCGUGCACUUAUACCAUUGAGCAGGAGAGCAUGAGCAAUGAUCGGGGUUUGAGUCUUCUAACGAAUCGCUUCGAUCUCGCCGAUGACGACACGUUGGGAAUCUUCGAGAAUUCUAUCAAGGGAAUCGCACUUCAUGAAGGCGCUGGAUUCGACGCGAAACAACGUCCAGACACCCAUAUCAAAUCCAAAGCGAAUCGGCUUCAAGUCGUCUUCAAGGCUAGCGCUUCAAGAAACGCGUUCGGAUUCAAUUUCACCUACUCGAUCGAUUGCCCGCCGCUUCCCGAAGUUCCAAUGGUCACCGUGUCGACGAGGGAUCGAUCGGCGAACACGAAGGUGGUGGUGUCGUGCCCCAAGGGAUUCGAGUUCUCCUCCGGCGAGGGAGUGUCGCAGCAGAUCGAAUGCAAGAUUGGUGGUGAAUGGUCCCAAUCGAUCAUCUCCACGUGCCAGCCAAUCUACUGCGGCCCGGUGCCGCAAAUCUCGAACGGCUUCGCCUCAUCGGCGACAAACGUGAGCUUCGGCGGCGUCGCGAAAUACUCGUGCUACAAGGGCUUCUACUUCGCCAGCGGCAAAGAGGUCGAAUCGGUGUACUGCGGCGACGGCGGCAAAUGGAGCGCACCGCCGCAGUGCAAAGCCGCCUCCUGCCAACCGCUGCCGCAAUUCACCAAUGGCGAUCGCACGCUCGAGUUUGGCGACGGCACCGGAUUCGGAAGCGUGUUUCGAUUCAAAUGCCAUUCGGGCUAUCGACGGGAAGGCGUUGAAUCGCUUCUCUGCAAAUCGGAUGGAUCGUGGUCGUCGACACAGCCGACAUGCUCAAAAAUCGCGUGCACCGAUAUUCCAACGAUCCCCAACGCUCGCAUCGAAGUGCCCCAUCGAUUUUUGUACGGCGACGUCGCGCGCGUCGUCUGCCACAGCGGAUUCGAUCUCGAAGGGCCCGAAGAGAUUCGUUGUCUGGCCAAUCAAACGGUGUCGUCGACGCCGAUUUGCGUCGACGUCGACGAGUGCGCGACGGGAAGCAGUCAAUGUCAGACGAUUGGCACGAAAUGCACAAAUCUGCCGGGCUCAUACAAAUGCGAGUGUUUGAGCGGUUUUCAGCCGCAAUUGAUGUGCGUCGAAGCAUCGCCUAUUACGGCAAACAUUGCGCAAUCGCCGACGACCCCGCGUUGGUGUGCGUUCGACGGCACCAACACUGUCGUCAUGCGAUUCGCGAUUCCGAUGAUCGUUGAGCGCAUUCGACUCGGCGACGUUCAGAAUGGCACCGUGAAAUCGAUCACGUUGAAGUACUCGGAAUCCAGCGGCAAAUCCACAAGGAAACUCAUUCUUGACAAUCAAUCUGUUUAUGAAGUUGACGAUGAGCUUAUGGUGAUACUUCCGAUCGCCAUUGAAGCUCAAGUGCUGGAAAUCACGAUUCACAAGUUCGACGGCUCGCCAUGCGCCGAUAUUGAAGCGCUUGGAUGCCAGCGGACGUCGUGUGCCGACGUCAACGAGUGCUUGAAAAACAACGGCCACUGCGAUCACAUUUGUGUGAAUACGCAAGGCUCAUACACGUGCUCUUGCCGCAAUGGCUAUGAUCUUUUCGUCGAGAAUGGACAAGCUGGCGUUAAUGUGUCGGCUGGUGAGACCGGAAUGGAUAACAAUGACUUUGUGAGAUUCAACAAAACCUGUGUGCCACGCCAAUGCCUUCCAGUUUCCUCACCGGAAAAUGGAAAACUUCUCUCAACUGCCUCAAAAUUCCAUUACCCAAUGGUUGUGCAAUUUGUGUGCGAUUUUGGCUAUCAAAUGAUGGGACCUGAUUAUAUUCAAUGUCUUGCCGAUGGCACGUGGAAUGGAACUGAGCCAUUUUGUUUGCCGGCAACUUGUCAAGGAAUUGAAGCUGAUCCAAUGGACGGUCUGAUUGUGUCACCGCCAAACUCAACAGUCUCGUUCGGGCAGAAUGUGACCUAUUCUUGUACACUUCCUGAAAGACCUGCAAAAACCGCAUCGCUCUCGACAAACCGACAAUGCAUUUUCGAUCCCCAGGAAGAUGGAAGAGAUUACUGGUUGUCUGGUCCGCCAGCCGAAUGCCCCUAUAUCGAAUGCCCAACUCCUCCGGUGAUGCCAGGUGCUGUAUAUGUCGGAGAUGUGAACGACAGGAAGAUGGGAUCGACACUGGAGUUCACUUGUCGCCAACCGUACACCGUUGUUGGAAAAUCGACAUCGGGCGAUCAGACAAUCCGUUGCAUGCCGGACUCGAGUUGGGACCUUGGCGAUUUGCGAUGCGAGGGACCUGUCUGCGUCGAUCCGGGAUUCCCGAAUGAUGGCAAUGUGCAGCUAGCCAGCGUCGAGGAAGGUUCGGUGGCAAGCUUCUCAUGCAAUCGACCGGGCUACGUGCCAUUCCCAACCGACACCCUUCAAUGCACAUUGGGUUCGGCCUGCGUGCUAUCGGAAGACGUCGGCAUCACGUCGGGUUUCGUGCCGGACGGCGCGUUCUCCGACAACUCCGACUCGACGAAUAGCGGCUAUGAGCCGCACAAAGCGCGAAUGGGAUCCACCGGAUGGUGUGGAGCCAAAGACGCGUUCAUCUUCCUUAGUGUCGACCUUCAACGCGUCUACACAUUGACGACGUUGCGAAUUGCUGGUGUCGCCGGAAGCGGUCAUUUGAAGGGACACGUGACGAAGCUUCAAUUGUUCUACAAAACGCAAUUCUCCAAGAACUACGACACAUAUCCAGUGGAAUUUGAGACGCCUAGCGGCAAUCACAACGCGAUGCACCAUUUCGAUUUGAAGCCGCCACUUCGCGCCAGAUACAUCCUUCUCGGCGUUUAUGAAUACGAGGGCCAUCCGUGCAUGCGAUUUGAUAUGAUGGGAUGUUUGGCACCGAUAUCAGCGACGCACGAGGUCGACAAUCAUCUUCAGAUCGGCUGGAAUGGCUCUGUGCCGGAAUGCGUCGACAUGGAGCCGCCGAGAUUCGAGAAUUGUCCGACGAGCGAGAUAUUCGCGAAAACCGACGAGAACGGCCAACUCAUGCCGAUUGAGUACACCGAGCCGAAAGCUGUCGAUAAUAGCGGCAAAAUCUCGUAUACACAAGUGGAGCCGAUGGGAAUGAGCAGUGGAUUGAUGGUGACCACCGAUAUGGAUGUCACCUACACCGCGUUCGAUUCGGCUGGAAACACUGCCAUUUGUGUGGUCCGCAUCAGAAUUCCAGACACCCAGCCGCCUGUAAUGAAGUGUCCUGACUCGUACACAAUUCCUGUCGGCAACUCAUCAACCCAUGUUGUCUUCGACGUCUCCACAGUGGAUCUCGUCGUUCAUGACACUUCAAACAUUUCCGAGAUUGUGUUCACACCGUCGGAAGCUGAUUUAAAGAUUGGCGAAUAUGUUGAAGUCAGUGCCACCGCAAAAGACGAGUAUGGCAACAAGAACAUGUGCAAAUUCCAAGUCGCCUAUUCGCCUGAAGCCUGUUCGCCAGCCUCGCUGGCCUCCACGCAGCACGUCAUCAAACAUUGCGUACACCAGGACGCCGCGGUGGUGUGCACCGUCUCAUGCGCCACCGGUUAUCGAUUCGUCGAUCCUCAGCAGACUACGCAGAAUUAUGUGUGUCGCGAUGGAAAAUGGUCGCCGCGGAAUAAUGCGCCAUCUUGCGUGCCGAUUCCUGAGCAGCCCGCUGGUUUCCAUUUAAACGUCGCUAUCAAUUAUCCGGUCAGCUCGCCGGUUGCCGAUCAUUGCCUCAAUGGAUACGCGCAACUCGCCGCCAAAUCGUUUGAUCAACUCGAUAAGGUGCUCAGCGAGCGAUGCUCGAGCUCGGUUCAAGUGUUUGUGCGUCUGCUCAAACUCGAUUUUAGCAAUGAACACGGAAUGGUUAGCGGCAACUACAGUAUUCAAGUGCUUCCGACAGUACUCCAGAGCGUCUUCUAUGAUCUUUGCGGUCUGACAUUGCGCACGAUUUUUGAUCUCCGCGUCCCCGGAGCCACUCAGCCGAUCAAAUCGCUUCUCACUUUGAACGGCGAAUCAAUCGUCUCGCAGACGGUGGGAUGUCCGACAAUCAAUGCAGCGGGAUCCAUGGUGUCUCAAGGAUUUGAAUGCCCGAAUGGCGAGGUGCUUAGACAGGAGCAGAAGGACAAGCUCCCUGAGUGCAUGGCGUGUCCCAGUGGAUCAGUGAAUGUUAACAAUACGUGCGUUCUAUGCCCAAGAGGAUCUUAUCAGGAUGUUGCUGGUCAGGUUAUGUGCAAAUCGUGUCCUGAUGGAACGUACACAUUGGAUGAAGGAUCUCAUUCCGUCGGAAGUUGCCUUCCUGUUUGCGGUUACGGUAUGUACAGUAUCACUGGAUUGAUUCCUUGCCAACUUUGUCCACGCCAUACGUUCUCGGGAGCGGCGCCGAUCGGCGGAUUCAAAGAAUGCGUCGCGUGUCCGUCGGGCGCCUACACGGCGAAACUGGGAGCGUCGUCGGCGACGGAAUGCCGGCUCGCUUGCAAGCCGGGAACUUACAGCAAUACGGGAUUGGAGCCGUGCUCGCCGUGCCCGAUCAACUAUUAUCAGCCGAACGCCGGCCAGCAGAGCUGCAUCGAAUGCGCGAACAGCACGUCGACGCAAACCACCGGCGAGGCCAGCGAGUCGUCGUGUUUGCCGAUUGAUUGCGCGGCGAAAAUGUGCGAGAAUCGCGCCGAAUGCAGUGUGUUCAUGCACAAAGCCAAAUGUCACUGCAAGCCGGGAUAUGUUGGAGAUCGUUGCGAGACGAUUGAAGACGUCUGCUCGACACAACCGUGCUUCAAUGGCGGCAAAUGCGAACAGUUUGGAACCUCCUACAAGUGCACAUGCAAGAAGAACUUCACUGGAGCUCAGUGCCAAUUCGAAACUGAUGAGUGCAUUGGCGUGAAGUGCCCGAAUGGAGGAGUUUGUCAUGAUCUGCCGGGCGUCGGAACCACCACAUGCUUGUGCAGGACCGGCUUCUCGGGACCACAAUGCGAAGAGGUCACCGACAUCUGCUCAACAAACAACCCGUGCAAAAAUGGUGCGAGAUGUAUCGGCGAGAAGCUCGGCCGCUUCAAAUGCCAAUGUGUGCCCGGCUGGGAUGGUCCGACAUGCGAGCACAAUAUUGGUGAGCCCGUUAUUCGCUUUUUUUGGCUUUCAUUAUUGCUCUAUGUUGCCUAA